Hippocampus zosterae (dwarf seahorse) is the source of this 786-nucleotide messenger RNA. Its product is annotated as calmodulin regulator protein PCP4-like. The transcript is spliced from 3 exons. The record is from RefSeq and is a predicted model, not a curated record. Gene Ontology annotation, molecular function: calmodulin binding; calcium ion binding. Bases 158 to 346 code for a protein of 62 amino acids. NCBI's taxonomy places the organism in Eukaryota, Metazoa, Chordata, Actinopteri, Syngnathiformes, Syngnathidae. Gene Ontology annotation, cellular component: cytoplasm.
AAGACCCGCUCGCCCACGGCGCUGCUAUUGGUUUAUCCGUGACGUAAUGACAUGGAGGAGUCGGCUUGAGGACUUUAUAAAAGCUUCUGAGCGCGCGGCGAGCCACUCUACGAAACCAAACCCGUCUAAAGAACCGACCUCAACUUAAAGGUGCAACAUGAGCGAGAGGCAAGGAGCCGGGCCUGCGGCUGGCAACAACAAAACCUCCGGACAAGACGCUUCCAAGACGGACGUCCCGGAGGACUUCGACAUCGACAUGGAGAACCCAGAGACUGAGAAGGCGGCCGUAGCGAUCCAGUCGCAGUUCAGGAAGUUCCAGAAGAAGAAGCGCGAUGAGAAGUCGUAGUGGGCGGCCACUGUGACCACACAGUGACAUUUGCAUGAGUCGUAUCUGUUUGAACUCCACGAGUUGUAAUGGAGUUUUGGGGAAGGCCAAGGAAUGCAACAGCCUCUUAAACAUAUGUCUGUGAAAGGAAAAAAAAACCCACAUUCUAUUAUUCCAGUUGUAUUUAUUAUUAACCACCUGCUAUAUUUGGAAAAUAUGAGAACCAUUUUUCCGCCUUGUUGUAUUUGUCUAUUAGAUCAUGAAGUAGUGCUUGUGAUGGGAUUUUUGGGGGGUUUCGGCCCAGCCUCGUUAGUACCCAAAUGAAUUGAUAUUGUCUUAGUCGUUGGAGCAAAAGGUGUGUUCGAGUGACAAUGGUUUUUAUUAUAAAAUAGCCUGCAUCACAUUCUAGCAGACCCGCAUGUGCACACGGAAUGAAUAAAGACUCUUUGUGGAACAAGCUC